UUGAUUAGUACUUUAAAUAGUCCGUGUUUUGUCUGCCUUCUCUCCUUUCUCCUAUUCUCUUCAAUCUGAUGGGUUUGGUGGGGGGAGGUUUUAAGUAAAGCGUGCGCUAUAUAUAUAUACAACAAAACAACAGACAUCCUCUGUAACUCCUGUGUUCUUCAUUCUUCUUUCUUCAGCUUUUUUUUUGUUUUUUUUUUUGAAUUUUUGAGAAGAGAGGGAAGAAGAAGAAAGUUACCAUACUCUUUUAAUUUUUUUUUUGACCAAAAAAAAAAAAAAAAAAAAAAAGUCCAAGACUUGUGUGGGUUUGGUCUGAAAACUCUCUUGUUGUUGUUUGUUGUUGUUGUUGUUGUUCAUAUAUAUGUCUUAAAUUUGUGGGUAAGAAGGAAGUAUUGAUUUUUCUAUCAAUCAUCAUGCAUAGAGUACGAAAUAAACCCACCGCCACUGCUUCCGUUAAGCAUUUAAUUAAACAGAGAGGCGGAGCUACUACGGAGGCUUCUAAGUCGUCGGCGGCGAAUGAUGAUGAUAAUAAUAUUAAAAUUAUGCAGCAGGAGGAGGAGGAACCUAGCAUCGAUACAGACAAACUCAGCUACGAGAUUUUCUCCAUUCUUGAGAGCAAGUUUCUUUUCGGGUACGGCGACGACGAGCCCAAAAUCAAACCCGAACCCGCUAAUUCGGCUGGGUCGGUUAAGAACCAGAGAGGUAAAGUAUGUAUCCUUAGCAUCGACGGAGGUGGGAUGAGAGGGAUUUUUCCCGGCAAGGCUUUGGCUUACCUUGAGCACGCUCUGAAAUCGAAAUCGGGUGACCCGAAUGCCCGGAUCGCCGAUUACUUUGAUGUAGCCGCCGGGUCCGGUAUUGGUGGGAUUUACACAGCGAUGCUCUUCGGUUCAAGAGACGGUUACCGUCCCAUCUUCACAGCCGAUGACACGUGGCAGUUCCUCACCAAAAACGCCAAGGGUCUUUACGGACGAGGACGAGGAGGACGACGAGGGAUCUUGAAACGGGUCAUGAUGAGAACCGGGUCGGCCAAGUUGAACAAAGUGAUGAAGGAGUCUUUCUCGGAGCUUACCUUAAAGGACACGCUUAAGCCUGUGCUUAUUCCUUGCUACGACCUCAAAAGCUCUGCCCCGUUUCUCUUCUCACGCGCCGACGCACUUGAGACGGACGGCUUUGACUUUAGGCUCUGGGAGGUUUGUAGAGCUACUUGCGCUGAGCCUGGUGUUUUUGACCCGUUGGUGAUGAAGUCCGUUGAUGGUCGCACCGAGUGCGUGGCCGUUGGUGGAGGAUUAGCCAUGAGCAACCCCACGGCCGCUGCAAUCACGCACGUGCUCCACAACAAGCACGAGUUUCCCUUUGUGCGAGGAGUUGAGGAUCUGCUUGUUCUCUCUCUUGGUAUGGGUCAGUUGCUUCACGUUAGCUAUGAAUACGACCGGAUUAUCAAGUGGACGGCUAAGCACUGGGCUCGCCCCGCGGCUCUUAUUUCUAAUGACGCUGCUGCUGACACCGUUGAUCAAGCUGUGGCCAUGGCUUUUGGUCACUGCCGCAGUAGCAACUAUGUUCGCAUUCAGGCGAAUGGGUCGAGCUUAGGACCUUGCAGUCCAAACAUAGACACCGACCCUAGUGGGAGCAAUGUGAAUAUGCUGGUGGGAGUAGCGGAGGAGAUGCUGAAGCAAAAGAAUGUAGAAUCGGUUUUGUUUGGAGGUAAAAGAAUCGAUGAACAAAGUAAUUUCGAGAAGCUCGACUGGUUAGCCGGGGAGCUUGUUCUCGAGCAUCAAAGGAGAAACUGCAGAAUCGCUCCAACCGUAGCGUUCAAGCAAUCCGUCCAUAGGACAGAUCAGAAGACAAGGGACAAGGAUAUUGGUGUGACCGCAAGAGAAAGAUGAAAUAAGAAAUGGUUUCUUUUAGAUAAUUUAAUAUUCUUAGGAUAAGGUUUUAUUUCUUUCUUCUCAGGUUAUGAUUUGUUGUAUAGAUUUGUGUUUGAGUUCGAGUUUCCGAGACAUGAUGAGAAAAGGGGAAACACCUAUCAUCAUCUUGCAAAAAAGAGCUCAAGCUCCUUAAUUCAUGCUGCCGAAAAAAAUUAUAAAAACAUGAUUCCUGUAAUUUCGGUUUGUCUUUGUUUUCCUAUAUAAUCAUCAUGAUUUCUUCUUUGAUGA
Camelina sativa (false flax) is the source of this 2150-nucleotide messenger RNA. Its product is annotated as patatin-like protein 7. The record is from RefSeq and is a predicted model, not a curated record. NCBI's taxonomy places the organism in Eukaryota, Viridiplantae, Streptophyta, Magnoliopsida, Brassicales, Brassicaceae. Gene Ontology annotation, biological process: lipid metabolic process.